Molecule: messenger RNA, 571 nt
Organism: Durusdinium trenchii
Lineage: Eukaryota; Dinophyceae; Suessiales; Symbiodiniaceae
Source: the annotation of a GenBank genome assembly
GCCGACACUCUUCCCCAAGCUCGUGGCCGCCUCGUCGCGACAGGAGGGCGUUGAAGGAGCUGGCUCCGUUGGCUCCCUGGGGCUGUAUCGAGACAGCUUUCGGCUGCUGUGGAUGGGGCAGGAAAUCACCAUGGACCUGCUGCCCUUGGAGCGUCCACAAGUGGUGCGGGUGGUCGCGGAGGGAGGUCUUCAGGUGAGAACGGUGCAAAGUCUACUGCAGCUCGUGAAGGCGACGUUGGCGCAGAAGAGCCACUUGGCCUUCACCGCCGGGGUGCUAUGUGAGCAUUGCCAUGCCUCCGGCCGGUCCUGGGCGGCUCGGCACCAUGUGAUCGACCUCUCCGAGCUGAAGGACGGGGGCCCUGUGCCCUGCCGCGCCUCCGCGCGUGCGGUCACAGCGCCCUGGAGCUCUUGGGUGAGCCAAUGGUCUCCUGCCGUGGAUCCACCCGUCCCAGGCCGAGGGACUGUCGCCCACACACACCGCCUCGACGGAGCUCUCCGUCCAUGGCACCACCGACGUGCACCUGUUCUAUGCCUCGCCCAUUUGGCGGAAGACCGAGGCUGGAGGCUCUGA